CGUGUCUACGUUCCCGCUGUCGCUAGCGCCGUGUCUGUAGUGUAGGUUUUUGCACUGCACGGUAUCUUUCUUGAGCCGCGUAAUAAUGGUGCAGCUUGUGGGGUCCCUCCGUAAAGAGCUCGCUGACUCCGUGUCCUCUUGCCGACUGCUCGUGGUAGGAGCCGGAGGAAUCGGCUGCGAGCUGCUAAAAAACCUAGUCCUUACCGGCUUCAGAAAUAUCGAAGUGAUUGACCUGGACACCAUCGACGUCAGUAACCUGAAUCGACAGUUCCUCUUCCAGAAGAAACAUGUGGGGAAAUCCAAAGCUCAGGUUGCUAAGGAGAGUGUACUGCGAUUCUGUCCCAAAGCCAACAUCACGGCGUACCACGACAGCAUCAUGAAUCCGGAUUACAAUGUGGAGUUCUUCAGGAAUUUCUCUCUCGUCAUGAACGCCUUGGAUAACCGAGCGGCCCGUAACCAUGUCAACCGGAUGUGCCUGGCGGCGGACAUCCCCUUGAUUGAGAGCGGUACAGCAGGUUACCUGGGCCAGGUGACUGUCAUCAAGAAGGGGCUGACGGAGUGCUACGAGUGCCAGCCCAAACCCACGCAGAAAACCUUCCCAGGGUGCACCAUCCGCAACACCCCGUCGGAGCCCAUCCACUGCAUCGUGUGGGCCAAGUACCUCUUCAACCAGCUGUUCGGAGAGGAGGACGCCGACCAGGAGGUGUCCCCCGACACCGCGGACCCCGAGGCCGCCUGGGACCCUGCGGAGGCCGCCGCCCGAGCCGGCGCGUCCAAUCAGGACGGAGACAUCAAGCGCGUGUCCACCAAGGAGUGGGCCCGGUCCACAGGGUACGACCCCGUCAAGAUCUUCAACAAGCUUUUUAAAGAUGACAUCAUGUACCUGCUGACCAUGGACAAGCUGUGGAAGAAGAGGAAAGCUCCGCAACCUCUAGAAUGGACUGAAGUACAGAAGCUAGCAUGCCCCCAGGAGGAGGUGUCGGGGACGGGGCUAAAGGACCAGCAGGUGCUCGGGGUACGGGGGCACAGCCACCUGUUCUCCCGAAGCGUGGAGACGCUGCGCGCUCAGCUGGCUGAGAAGGGCGAAGGAGGAGAGCUCGCCUGGGACAAGGACGACCCCCCCGCCAUGGACUUUGUGACGGCCGCAGCGAACCUGCGUAUGCACAUCUUCAGCAUGAACAUGAAGAGCCGCUUUGACGUCAAGUCCAUGGCCGGGAACAUCAUCCCGGCGAUCGCCACCACCAACGCCGUCAUCGCCGGGCUCAUCGUGCUGGAGGCCCUGAAGAUCCUCUCGGGAGACCUGGAGCAGUGCCGCACGAUCUUCCUGAACAAGCAGCCCAACCCGCGUAAGAAGCUGCUGGUCCCGUGUGCGCUGGACCCGCCCAACGCCAGCUGCUACGUGUGCGCCAGCAAGCCCGAGGUCACCGUCCGCCUCAACGUGCAGAAGACCCAGGUGCUCAGCCUGCAGGACAAGAUUCUGAAGGAGAAGCUGGGCAUGGUGGCACCUGACGUGCAGAUCGAGGACGGGAAGGGGACCAUUCUCAUCUCCUCAGAGGAAGGAGAGACUUCGGCAAACAAUAACCGCUGCCUAUCUGAGUUUGGUAUCAGGAAUGGGAGCCGUUUGCAAGUGGAUGACUUCCUCCAAGAUUACACACUCCUCAUAAAUGUGUUGCACUGUGAGGACUUGCCGAAGGACGUUGAGUUUGAGCUGGUAGGCGACGCCCCAGACAAGGCCCCGCCCCAGACCAGCACCCCAGAAGAGGGUAAGAGCAUCGCCAACGGUAGCGAAGACUCCGCCCAACCUUCCACUUCCUCUAAAGCAGCCCCUGCAGAGGACGAUGACGUUCUCAUCGUGGAUUCGGACGAAGAGCCCUCCUCCAGCGCCAUGGAUGUUGCCCAGGAGACGGGCUCACACAAACGGAAGCUGCAGGACGCGGAGACCGGCGAGGGCGUGGCCAAGCGCAAGCGACUGGAGCAACCGUCCGCCGAUGACGAUGACAUCAUAGCGCUCGACUAGCUCCGGCACGGGGGGGCGUGUCCAUGGUCGUAUUUGUGUCUCCUCUUAUCGAACACCUGUAAAUAUAUAUGUACAAAAACUGACCCGUCAAAAGCAGUAUGCUUAUUUUUGUUGGAUUUGUAUUGUCAACUGAAUGCCAUUGACACAGCUGAAGACACAGCUGACUUCUGGAACAAGUUUUAAAGAAUUGGGGAGGGGGGGUGAGAAAAAAAACUUUUGUAUUUCUUAUGAACCGGUUAGACACAAACCAUGAGUCCAGUGCUCCAUUUUGGGAGACAAAAUCAAAGGAGACGAACAAUGUAAACAAAGGCUAGGAAAUUCAAUAUAUAUUUGAAAAUAAUAAGUUAUCCAAGAGAGUAUUUUCAUUUUGCGGCCCUUUUAACCGUCUAUGUAAACUGGAACCAGUCCUUCCUUGAUGAGCCGCCGACAGUUUACGCAGUUCUCUGGUCUGUACAAUAGACACUAGUGUAAAACGCAAAGUAGGUCCGGAUUCGCCAAUGAAUCUGGAAUCUUGUAGAUUUCUGUAAUAUCGGGCCGUGUGAAAGACUUUACUCUGUGCGAUUUACGGAUAAUUCGGUCUUCUGCUGUUAGGUGCUUAUUUCCCGGUACCAAUUGAAGAAAGGUGUUUUUGUGGGUGUUUGUGGUCAGCAUUAUUUAUAUUUCACCUUUUCAUGGUUUUGUUUUUAGGCACAUCGAUACUGUACCUCAUCUGGACCAAAUAAAGACUGAAUAAACGGUGAAAUAUUGUA
This is a messenger RNA of Anguilla anguilla (European eel), 2766 nucleotides long. It is a transcript of the gene uba2, whose product is annotated as ubiquitin-like modifier activating enzyme 2. Bases 86 to 2017 code for a protein of 643 amino acids. The record is from RefSeq and is a predicted model, not a curated record. Gene Ontology annotation, cellular component: SUMO activating enzyme complex; cytoplasm. The transcript has 17 exons. Lineage: Eukaryota; Metazoa; Chordata; Actinopteri; Anguilliformes; Anguillidae. Gene Ontology annotation, molecular function: SUMO activating enzyme activity. Gene Ontology annotation, biological process: protein sumoylation.